AUGACUGAUGAGGAUCCAGUCAAUGUAGAACCCAUGAAUGUGGGUUUACAUGGUGGAUUGGCAGGCUUGAAGCAACAGAUAGAGGCAUCCGACGAUUCAUCGCAGAGCGAGACCGAUCAAUCGGUCGAUAUGCUGACGACAGCGGUGGUUUCAUUCGUUUUCGUCAGUAAGCAGGCAUCGCUUUUCAAUCUGCUCAUUCAGAUGUUGUCGACCAACAAGUUUGCACCGGUACAGAAUCAAUUCAAUAUACCGUUUCAACCGUCACCCGAUCCUUCGGUGGUGAUUCCCGCUCACCAAGAGUCACUCAACAGCAGCACCGGCAGCAGCAGUCCCAAGACAUCGGCACUGAUGUUCAACGUGCUGAACGACGCCAUCAACUCGGUAUCACAGCAAUAUCAAAAGAACUUUUACAUCAAUAUCAUCGAGAGAACCGACAACAACAAUCCAUCGUACAACCAACUGCUUGCCGGUUGUCUAUCGUUCAUCAAUCACAUGCUAUCGGCAGCACCAACUCAUUUCGAUUUCGAGCGAUACAGACAACAAUUAUCUGCACAAGGUGUUAAUGAUAUAAUUAAAAAACAAAUUAAAAAUGUUGAUCCAAAUGUCAGAUCGGAAUUGUUACAUUAUCAAAAACACAAGAUUGCGAAUAUUAAAACAGGAAAACUUAUUAUUGAUAAACAAAGUAUAGAUCAUUUAGUAACAAGAUUAUUAAAAGUAUCAUUUCCAAAUAAAACAUUUGAUGAACCUACGAGUUCUUCGAAUGGUAACACCUCGACAGAACAAAAGAUGAAGAUAUUGGGAUUCCAAAGUGGUGCUACUACAGGAUCGAUUUCAAACACAGAGUUACUGGGAACCGGUAUUCUUGGACUUAGAAAUCUAAUUUAUUUUGGUGCACGUUAUUCACGUAUCUAUCUUGAGAUUCUCAACGUCCAAAUGAAAAGAGAUCAAGAAGAAGCUAUCUAUUCUUUUAUAAAUGUUGCAAUGUGUUUAACAAAUUGUAUCUAUGAAAUAUAUAUUGAUGAUGAGAAUUUAUAUGAAGUUAUAUUCGAUCAAGAUGACUGGUUUGAAGAGAUGUUUUCGAUUUCCUUUGAAUUAUUUGAUGAAAUCUGGGAGAAAGAAGCAAAAGUACCAGAGGAUUUCGUAACUAUUUUACAUAAAACAAGAAAUAUAUUAUCUAGAAUAAAAUGGACAAAUCAAGAUUCUAUUCAAUCAUUCCAAAUUGCUUUGGGAACUGUUUUGGAUGAGAUUUGGAAUAGAGAAGAUGAGAUUGUUGAGGAUCAACAUCGUAGAUUGAUGCCUCUCAGUGAUAGUAUCAUUGGAUUACCACAUGGACAUGGUGGUGGAAGUGGUAGUGGUAAUGGAAAGAGCCACGAACACAGCAAUCUUACUCAUGCAACACAGAGAUUCCAAAAGUUCUUCAAAUCACGUAAGGACAGUAACGAUGAAAUCGGAUUGAAUUCAUCGUCCGGUUCAAUAGCAUCGAAUGUCGAUUCAGCACCACCAUCACCUUCACUACAGGGUUCAACCGAAUCCAGCAACAACAACAAUGCUACUACUGGCGGUCGUAAAGUAACACACAUCAGACACCACAUGAAAUCAAUGAGUUUCAAGAAACUAUUUGAAUUCAAAGAUAAGAAUCCAAAUGGUGGAGCAACUCUGAAUCAAUCUCAAGAGAUUCCGAGAGUGGAUACCGAUGAUGAGGAGUCACGUGAGACUCAGAUCAAGGAGAAGGAUCUCAGCAAUGAGGAGGAGAAGAAAUCGUUCGAGAGAAUCAUCAAGGUGUUGAAGAAUACCGCUGCCACUUUGAAACACAAACAAUCAGGCGAUAAAUCAACGGCAACAAAGAUUGAUACCUCUGCACUUGCUCAGCAGCAACAAGCGGAAGUCAAGAGUGACAGUCUGGAUGUUGUGAUUGUCAGCAGUCAGAGUUCAUCGUCAUCGCUGAAUCAAGAGUUGGAUCAACAGACAACAGUGGCAAUUAGCACCGAUGAGAAUGGACAACACUUUCAAUUCGACGACGUUCAAUCGAUCAACUCCUCUCAGACAUCGUCACCAAAGAUGAAUACAUCGGACAAGUUGAAGGCGAGUGGAUCCGUCAUGUACAAGACCGUCAAGAAGGUGAUGCACUCCAUCGAGAAGAAAGGAAAAACCAUAAAGAAGAAGGUGAAGAAGAGACGUGCGUUGUCCGACCAGCAAAUGCAGGCAGAGAUGACCGAAGAGGAGCGAGCUGCCAAACUCGAAAAGAAACUCAAGAAGAAACAACGAAGAAAGAUGAAGAAUGUACAGUACGAGAAGGAGAACGAUACCAUUGUAUUACAGGUUUCAAACGAGAGUAUCAAUGGUCAAAAGAAGGUUGAUAGAGGUAGUUUCCAAGAGUUGAAUCUUGACUUGGAUGAUCAAUCCGACAGUCUCGAUAGCUCUGACGAUUCCGAAGAUUCCGACGACGAGUCUGGCACCACUGUUGACGAUCUCACCGACAACCAAUCGGAACGACAUCACGGUCUCGCCAUUCCUAAACUCAAGAUUAGCAACAACAUGACUAAAUCCGACAGUAACAGCAGUAUCAAUACACAGACAAGCAACAGCACAUGUGUAUCACCAAAAGAAUAUCCAAUUUCCUAUAGUAAUAGUUCAAGUAGUAAUGAUUUAUUAAAACAACAACCAAAACAACAACAACAACAUAGACAACAACAACAACAAGUUCAGGAACCACCUUCUCCACUUUUACUUACACCAAAAUCAACAACUUCAGAUUCACAACUACAACCACCACAACAAACAUUAUUAUCACCAGAUGCAACAACAACAGAGAAUACAGGUAAUAGAAGAUCUGUUAAAGAUAUAAAGGAUGUUUUCGAUGCACUCGACGAGUUGAGUAAAGGAUAUGUUUCGGCAUCGACUACACCAGUCAGUUCAUCAACUGAACACUCGACCGUCAAUACACCACGCUCCAGCUUGUCAACACCAAGAAGAUCGACCAACAUCAGCAGUAGUACCAAUAGCUAUACUCUGGAUGCACCUGCGAAGCCAGGUUCAAUGAAGACAUCGACAUCGUCGACCGACAUCGAAGGCGAGCAGAAACGAUCGAGCGUCGCACAGAACAACCAAAGAGUUGAGGAGUUCAUCUCUAUUACAUCGGCUAAAGAGUCGAAAGCUAUCAACAUAUUGCGUGAUAACAAUUGGAAAUUGGAUCAGUCGGUCGAUGCCUGGUAUAAUGAUCCAUCCAACAUUCCAGAAGAUAAAGUAGAUUCAAAUUCCUUAGAUUCUCUAUUUAAAUCUUAUAAAGGUAAGAAACAGCAGCAGCUGCAGUUUUAUCUCUACAUAUGUUUUGUUUAUUAA
Molecule: messenger RNA, 3339 nt
Organism: Heterostelium album PN500
Lineage: Eukaryota; Evosea; Eumycetozoa; Acytosteliales; Acytosteliaceae
Gene: elmoF
Product: engulfment and cell motility ELM family protein
Exons: 6
Coding region: 1-3339 (1112 amino acids)
Molecular function (GO): GTPase activator activity; protein binding
Source: RefSeq, a predicted model, not a curated record